Messenger RNA from Colletotrichum navitas, 912 nucleotides. RefSeq names its product ATP synthase F1. NCBI's taxonomy places the organism in Eukaryota, Fungi, Ascomycota, Sordariomycetes, Glomerellales, Glomerellaceae. The record is from RefSeq and is a predicted model, not a curated record. Bases 1 to 912 code for a protein of 303 amino acids. The transcript has 4 exons. Gene Ontology annotation, biological process: proton motive force-driven ATP synthesis. Gene Ontology annotation, molecular function: proton-transporting ATP synthase activity, rotational mechanism.
AUGCUUUCCCGGGCGGCGAGACCAGCUCUGCGAGCUGCGGCUGCGGCUCCCUCGCGAGUCACGGCCAGCACGCCUGCCAACGCUGCUACCUUCGCGACCCUCCGUGAGAUCGAAGGCCGCCUCAAGUCGAUCCGCAACAUUGAGAAGAUCACUAAGACGAUGAAGAUCGUCGCUUCGACUAAGCUCAACCGUGCUCAGAAGGCCAUGACCGACUCCCGCGUCUACGGCGCUACCUCGAACCAGGUCUUCGACUCGGCUGAGACCAAGCCCCUUGAGGGUGAGGGCAAGAAGGAGCUCAUCAUCGUCUGCUCUUCUGACAAGGGUCUUUGCGGUGGUAUUCACUCCGGUCUCUCUCGUACCAUCCGCCGCCAGUUCCUCGAGAAGGACGCCACCGCCGACCUCGUCAUCCUCGGCGAGAAGUGCAAGUCCCAGCUCCAGCGCACCAACGCGAAGGACAUCCGCCUCAGCUUCGCCGGCGUCGGCAAGGACGUCCCCACCUUCGCUGAUGCCCAGGCUAUUGCCGACCAGGUCGUCCAGCUCUCCGGCGACUACUCCUCCAUCAAGAUUCUCUACAACAAGUUCAUCAACGCCACCAGCUACGAGCCCACCACCAUUGAGGCAUUUUCUGAGGAGGCCAUUGCCGCGUCCCCCAACUUCUCCGCCUUCGAGGUAGACGAGGAGCUCCUCCCUAACCUCCGCGAGUACGCGCUUGCCAACUCCAUCUACUGGGCUCUGGCCGAGGGCCACGCCUGCGAGAUCUCUGCCCGUAGAAACGCCAUGGACAAUGCUUCCAAGAACGCCGGUGACAUGAUCAACAAGUACCAGAUUCUCUUCAACCGCACCCGUCAAGCCGUCAUUACUGGAGAGCUGGUUGAGAUUAUCACCGGUGCCACUGCCUCCGAGGACAUGUAA